This is a messenger RNA of Drosophila biarmipes, 1282 nucleotides long. It is a transcript of the gene Ipk2, whose product is annotated as inositol polyphosphate multikinase. Gene Ontology annotation, cellular component: nucleus; cytoplasm. Gene Ontology annotation, molecular function: inositol-1,4,5-trisphosphate 3-kinase activity; inositol tetrakisphosphate kinase activity. The transcript has a single exon. Bases 135 to 1067 code for a protein of 310 amino acids. The record is from RefSeq and is a predicted model, not a curated record. Lineage: Eukaryota; Metazoa; Arthropoda; Insecta; Diptera; Drosophilidae. Gene Ontology annotation, biological process: inositol phosphate biosynthetic process.
GCCCCGCUUCCAAGUGCGCGCAACAUUUUCUGCGCGGAGUUUGCGGGCUUUGCAUUUGUUAUCAUUCUGGUGGCCGCCUUCAGUGGUGCUGCUCCCGGACGAGACGACAUCCGGACACCGACUACUCCGCCGCCAUGGCCCAGAGUGAGCAGGAGCUGCCCGAGGGCUUCCGGCAGCUGAGGACUCAGGUCGCCGGCCACACGUUCGAGGAGAGCAACGCGGAGGCAGUGGGCCUCCUGCAGGACUCCAAGGCCGGGUGCGUCCUGAAGCCCCUCGGGAAGCCGGAGUGCGGCGAACGGGAGCUGCGCUUCUAUGAGUCACUCGCAGCGGCAGCUGCUUCAGGUGAUAAUGACCUUGCCCUGCUCCGCGGUCACGUCCCCCGGUUUUACGGCCCCCUGAAACUGGUUGUGAACCGGCGCGAGCGCAUGUUUCUCCGCCUGGAAGACCUUACGCGUGGGAUGCGCCAGCCGUGCGUCAUGGACGUGAAGAUGGGUAAACGAACCUGGGACCCAGCGUCCUCGCCCAACAAGCGGAAGCUGGAGGAGGCCAAGUACGUGCUGUGCAAGCAGAAGCUGGGCCUCUGCCUGCCGGGAUUCCAGGUGUACCUGCCCAACGAGGAGCAUCCCAAGGAGACCACCAUCCUGCGACAUGGCAAGGACUACGGGAAGGGCCUGAGUGUGGAGGGCUUCAAGCAGACUAUGGCCUUGUUUUUCAAUGCCAUCACAAGUGAUUCCAAGAGCAGGAGAGCGGGCACCGAGGUGCUACUGAACGAAGUGCUCCGCCAGCUGCAGGAGAUCCUCGCCUGGUUCCACCGGCAGCGCCUGCUGCAUUUCUAUGCCAGCUCUUUGCUCAUCUGCUACGACUACUCGAGAUUGGGGAACCCACCGACAAGCCAGUCCCUGCUCAAUGGCCACCGGCUCAACGAAGACGACCCCGCCGCCUGGGUGCGGGUCAGAAUGAUCGACUUUGCCCACGUGUAUCCAGCGGAGCAGGGCCUGCCAGACGAGAACUACAUGUUCGGCCUGCAGAGCCUGAUAGAAGUCGUCCAGUCAAUACUCCACCGAUGAUGAUCAAAGGGACCAAGAGCACUUAAAGACGUACUAGAUGAAGAUGUUCCAGUCUCAAUACAAUGAGACACUUUUGUAUUAUCGCCUAAGCCAAAAGAUUAGUCCACAGUAGACGCCCACCUGUUGAGGAUUGGGGAGCUACUCUAAACGUAGAAUAAAACCCGGUUUUUUACAAAUUGUUUGUAUUAUAAAUUAUAAACCUCAAAUCGAACUUA